Medioppia subpectinata is the source of this 1263-nucleotide messenger RNA. The record is from the annotation of a GenBank genome assembly. NCBI's taxonomy places the organism in Eukaryota, Metazoa, Arthropoda, Arachnida, Sarcoptiformes, Oppiidae.
AUGUCUAUUGAUAAAAUAUGCCUAUUGGCAUACCUGAGCCAACACCCAACCCAAGCACUCGGGCCGAGUUGUGGCGGCCAUUCACUGCCUCACAGCCCGCAGACCACUCACUGGCUAUCGGCGCUCAAACACGAAGAGUUGGCGCCAUUCAACCCAAACCCCACGAAAUACAAAGUGUAUCGCAAUGUCCGCGACUACGGGGCCAAAGGGGACGGCGUUACCGACGACUCGGCCGCCAUCAACCUGGCCAUCAGCGAAGGCGACCGAUGCGGCAAAGGGUGCGGUUCGGCCACCAUUUCGCCGGCCAUCGUAUACUUCCCGCCGGGAAAAUACCUGAUCGCCCACUCAUUGCUGCAAUACUAUUACACACAAUUCAUUGGCGAUCCCAUUAACCUCCCGGAGCUGAUUAUGGCGCCCAACUUUGACGGCGAUAAUGUGCACGCGUUGAUCGCGUCGGACAAUUACUACGAAGGCGGGGACACUCCGUAUUGGCCGCAGACCAACAACUUUUACCGAGAGAUACGUAACUUUGUCAUCGACCUGACCAAAGGGCCGCUGAACAAGGAGGCGACGGCCAUACAUUGGCAGGUGGCACAGGCGACUAGUAUUACAAAUGUGCAUGUUAAAAUGAGUACCCAACCCGGCAAUAAUCAGCAAGGUCUGUGGAUGGAAAAUGGCUCGGGUGGUUAUAUGUCCGAUUUGACCUUUCAUGGUGGUAAGUUUGGUAUGUGGAUUGGUAAUCAGCAGUUUACCACGCGCAAUGUUGUUAUUACCGAGGCCGAUACCGCGGUGUUUAUGAAGUGGGUGUGGGCAUGGACGUUCAAAGGUCUUACAGUGGAAAAUUGCAAAACAGCAAUCGAUAUAACCUCGCUCACUGACAAAACCAAACAGCAACAAAUCGGGUCAAUGCUAUUAAUGGACUCAAAAAUAGUCAACACAUCCAUCGGUGUGUUGACCGUAAACACGGCCGCGAGUCAGCCCGCAUCGGCCGGCACAUUGAUCUUGGACAAUGUCGAGCUAUUCAACUGUCCCAAAGCGGUAGCGCGACCAGAUGGCACUACAGUACUGGACGGUGGCAAGGUGACCAUCAAAUCGUGGGGUCAGGGUCGUUUCUACGACGCCCAGGGUCACGGGGAGUACAGGGAGGCAACACUGCCGGCACCGGCCAAACCCAGCGUACUUCUCGGCCCCGACGGCCGGUUCUUUGAGCGCCCAAAACCCCAGUACACAGACGUAGCCGUCGGUGACUUUGAACCUAUUUAA